Molecule: messenger RNA, 9432 nt
Organism: Babesia microti strain RI
Lineage: Eukaryota; Apicomplexa; Aconoidasida; Piroplasmida; Babesiidae
Product: E3 ubiquitin-protein ligase HUWE1
Exons: 3
Coding region: 1-9432 (3143 amino acids)
Biological process (GO): proteasome-mediated ubiquitin-dependent protein catabolic process; positive regulation of protein catabolic process; protein polyubiquitination
Molecular function (GO): ubiquitin-protein transferase activity
Source: RefSeq, a predicted model, not a curated record
AUGAAGAUCGAGAUCCCUAAAGGGGAUAAUUUUGUGCUGAUUUUGGCGGGGCUGAACAUAUCUCAGCGGGAUUUUAUAAGCAUUUUGUGCCAGUCCAGCAUACAGCAGCUGUUGGUUCACUUGGAGAACUUCACGCAAUGGGUUUGGGAGAAGGGAGAUGCCCUUUGCUGGUCUCCAGUAUUCGACCGUUUCGAUAUAAUCCUCCACCAAUACAUAUCAAAAUACAUAGAACAACCAAAUGUACUAAAUAAUAGUGGAGAUUGGCUGGAAUAUCGACUUGUUGAGGCCAUACUAAAGGUAUCUAUAAUAAUAGUGGAAAAUUGCACAUCAAAAAACUACUACAAUUCCCUGGAUCACUUGGUUGAUUUGCUAGAAGAUACAUCACCUAACAUUGUAUACUUGGCAUCUAGGUUGAUCAGUAUAUACUUUAGCAGGAACAAGAAGAGUAACGUUCCAAGGGAUACGCAGGAAAUGAUGGACAAGCUACAUAUACUGGCCCAAGAUCCACUACCCGAGCGUACGUAUUCAGGGCCAAUUGAAUGUUCACUUUCAGUACCUGCAGUGUUUGACUACUACUUGAAGUCCCAGACCUAUUCAGUGGACCCGAAAGGGUACGUAGUCAUAGGUACCAAGAACGGCCAUGGGGACGCUAUAAAAAUAUCGGUAUCAGAAAUUAGUGAAGAAAAUAUACCAAACCUUCUUUUUAAAUACAAAGCACAUCGUUUCGAGUUAAUUCGUAAACUCAUGGUGUUUAAGGCCGCCUCAUCUCCACAGCUACAAAAAACACUGGUAAAUAUUCGCUUUGCCAGUCUUAUAUCGUUACUACUGGUCAACAAGCAGGUAUUUUUGCAGUUCCUCAACCAUAAUCCCUCCUUCAUUUUCGAGCUCUCAAGCUUCAUUAGUCAUUUUAGAGAGAUUGACAUGAUAACAAUGAUCGUUGCAACAGAGCUACUUUCCAGUUUGAUUUACGACGGGAUUCAGUACAAAGCCCUAGCUUCAAUACUUGGGUUCUCAUCCCCAGAAGGACUUUUUAUUACCGUGCUAAAGUCGUAUCUCACCCACAACUGCAAUGAACCAUUAAGCAAAAUUGUUUGCCGAAAGGUGGAAGCUGAUGACGCUACAGAUUUGAAGGAUAGCCGCGGAAUGGUUAUGACUUUAACCUUUCCCCCCAAUAAGGACAACGUUAAUGGCUCAACCGCUGGUGAGGUUUGGUGUUAUUACUACGCGAACGAGCCCGAAAUGACUGAGAUGGCAAAUGACAUCCAGGCAAGAGAGGAGAGAAUGAAUAUCCUAUUACAACUGCUGAUUGCAUAUCUUUCAAUAGUUUCAUACCAUGGCGGAGCAGGGGCAUUAGUGUCAUCACCAGUGCUAGAGCUACUUGUAGGAUUUCUAAAGAACCGGGACCCUAUCUCGAUACCAGUAAUAAUAUACGUUGUACAGAUUUUAGAAUCAUUACUGGAAUAUUCCCAGUCUGUAUGUCAAAUUUUACGCAAUGACUUGGAUUUAUUUUCGGUAUUCACUUCUAGGAUCCACUACGACUUUCAAAAGCUCAAUGCCCAGGAUAUGGCUCUCAACAAACCUAACUAUCCCGUAGAACAAGCCAAAGAACUUGCCAAAAAUCUAAACGAAAAAACUUGUGUACAAUCUAGAAUUUUUUUUGACUGGUGGUUCCAUAUAGGAGAGAAAAAUGCUAGGACUUUCCUAUUUAAAACAAUACUAAAGGAUCUAGACGUAUUCGUUCGUUCAAUAAUUGAUUUUCAAGAAAGCUUAGACAUUUUUUCACGAGAAAUAGGUGUUUUGCCCAUAGUAAAGUGGGUGUUAAAUCACCCAAAAAAGCUGGAUCUAGGUAUAUACGCCUCCUCCCUAACCCUGAUAUCAGAUACGCUAAACGAAGACCCGGUGGCCCUCCCAAGCCUUAUAGAGUCUGGUUUAAUAAAUGACUUACUGGACUCUAUUACACCAGAGAACAUAAAGUGCGAAGAUGUUUUGUCUAUACUACCCACUCUAGUAUGUGACCUAUUCCUACACCCCGCAGGACGAGAGGCCAUAAAGGCCAGGAACUAUUACCCUAUACUCCUAUUAGUGGGCAUAAUUACCGAUGGUGAAUUCGUUCUAUUCGAUCGCUUUGGAGAAGUUUCAUCCUGUAUAGGUUCUUCAGUCGAAGAAAUUGUGAGAAACGACCCCGAAGGCAAAUGCACCACUGUGAUUGCUGACGCUCUAUUUCUAAUGCUAGGGGAAAUGAUAGAACGUUCCCAUGCAACAAAUCCCACCGACAGAAGUACUGAAAACAAAGAUGAAAACUGCUGCUUUGAAAGGGGAAAAUAUCUCUUCGGACUGAAUGAAAUGGUCGAUGGACACCACUUUUAUGCUGAUAGAUUGGCCAAUCUGGGUAAGUUCUUACUGCGCUACCUACGGAAAUCGCCGCCAGUUAAGAACUUUAUACUUCAGGGCGGAUUCACGUACAUCGACAAACUCAUACACUCGCCCCUACUGCCCCCCCUAUUCAUGCACAUAUUUCCUCAACAUCCAAUGGUAACCUUCCUUCGUUCCCUGGUUUGCUCAUCCGGCCCACAUGUACUAGAUUUGAUAUGUGAACUGGCCGAAGAACUUAGCCUCAACGCAGACCUCAACGUAGUGUUCUUUUCAACCCUAUGUCUCCUCUACUCUGUAUGCAGCUUCCACUCGCGUGAAACUGACGUGUAUGGUCGGGCUGAAAAGGCCCUGGCCUCAGGCCAUCCAUUCGUAGAUGACGCCGGGGCCCUCCCCCAGCACGCGCACCGCGCACUGGGCUUGGCCCUAGCCUCUUCUGCCAGGCUAAACAACCUCAUGGCCAAGUUUGUCAAUUGUUCCCACUGCAAAACCCGUUCACUCCUCCUCGUCAACGUCAAAUCUAGCAUCCAUUCCCACCCCGACUCUGUACCCAUCGGCGAGGACAAGGGCCAAGAAAUGACAGAAAAUGAUCUUUUUUGGGUGACGCAGUGCGGUUUCGCGUACUCAAGGCCAAACCCAGACAUGGCUGACCCAGGGACGUCCGCCCAGGAGUAUGAAAUCUGGCGUAUAACUCUAUGUAAGUUCAAGGCUUUCCUAUCCCUGAUGGCCAGAAGUAUACAUACCAAGUGGACCCUAGACUCUGUCACGCCUGAAAUAUUUGGGCAUGCUGUUGUGAUCAAUUCCACGGCCGUUAAAAUCCUCGAAGCAGCUUUAACAGAUGAAAAGUUCAAGUUUGACGGCCCGCUUCAGCUUUCAAAGUACGUGGCUGAAGCGGUGGACCUACUCCACGCCAUUCACUUCGAAGAGGGUACCCCUCACCCAUUGCAGAUCUACCUAUUUACUGCGGAGGACGGAUAUACGCUCCUGGCCAGGUGCCUAAACAGGCUAAGUCAAGAAAUUAGAGGGGAAGAGCUGGAAGAGGGGCUUUAUGAAUAUGCGGUUUGCAGCCUUGGAAUCGCGGCCAAUUACUUGGAGCGCGUGAGUGACUGGAGGACGUUAACCAGGGAGACGCAGUCACACGACGUCAGUCUGCUGACCAUAGACGCAAAGUGUCUGGUUAGAUCUAUUUUUGGACAACUAGAUGCGCUUGAACUGCAGAGUUGGGGCGACAAUUUUGGAGCCCCGGAAUGCUUUGAGGCAUGGGACUCGUAUGAGCGACUGUACCAUCAGGACCCUGCUAGAUUGGGGUCGAUGGAAAGACCUUCUCCACAACCAACCUUCUACGCCGCCCAUGUCCAGUUGCAGCAGUUGGAUUUCCAGAGCCCUUCCGGACAGUCGUAUCAAACUGAGCUUAUCCCCACAGGCACCGGCCCUGACAAAUCGGCGUCCGAAGCAUGGAAAAAAAUCCACGCUGCCGAGCCCCCACCUAGAUUAGUGUGCAAAGACUUCACUCAACGACCCGGUAGCGAGGGUGCCAGGGAAUAUGCACAUUACUCCCGCUUCGCGCAAAAUGUACUGGGCCGCGGACCUCCCGUUACGGAGGUCCUGGGAGCCAGAAUUUCGGAUGGCUCUAGUUGUCCUACGGAAAGAUACCGCAAAAAAAACGGCGGGGAACUCGUAAAGCGCCUGCUGGAGUUCCCCCAUGGCCCAAGGUCUCUGCCUUGGCUGGUGGACAUCCUGACCAGGCUUGCAGGCAUGUCCACAGGCCAGGGCGGCCCGGGCAAGGGAGGCUCGUGCCUCUCGUACGCGAUCCGCCUGCUUCUCAAGGACCUUGCCAGGCUAAAACGCCGCGCCUUGCCCGUAUUUGAUACUGGGUACAACGCUCGACUUUACUGCGUAUUUUUCACACUCGCACACUUAUUACAUCGUUUUACGGAGGCUCUUCCCGCCUGCGAGGCUAUUGAUGGCGACUUUAAAGAUUUGUUGUUAUAUUUUAUCCUGCGGCCCCUGGAAUCGCGCGUGGAAGCCCUUCGAAGCGGGAAGCCCACACCGACAGCGCCUCCGAAUUAUUUCCUGUACGCCCUUAUAUCACUCUCUACCUCCACCCAGGGGUCUGGGAGCGGCGCAAGGGAUGGUGGAGGCGAACGACUACCGUCUGUAACAAUGUGCCUCGACAUUUUGGCCGCCUUUCCAUGUUCCCAGCCUAACCUCGUAUUAAAGUGCCUAGAGACGAUAGACGCCCGCCUUGACGACCAUGUAGACGAGGUAGGCGACGGGCAGAGCGAUGGGCCGAAGAGCGCCCGUCAGUUCAACAGCUACAGGCCCAAAGUUCCACACGUGCCCCUCCCUACCACCGAAGGGGUGGCGACAGGGGAAGGGUUAAAGAUUAGAUCGGCACUGCACCUCCUCUACGGCCUUCACGCAGUUGCACGGCCCCGGGGGCUGUUGCUGCUGCUUACGAGUAUAACGCUUAAGGCACUCAGGUUUAAGCGGUGCAAGUACGCAAGCGUUUUUGUACGGGACGUUACAUUUUGGCUGAUUAAUUCUGUCACAUCUGCCUGUUCUUCAGGGAGUGAUGACCUGUACGCGCUAAACCACGAUUCAUUGGCGUUCAUAAUUGAGAACGCAGUUUACCAGUAUCCCUUGGUGGCUACCGUACAGUGUAGCAUUGGAGACGACGGGUCUUUGGAAAAUUGCCUCUACAAGGUUCUAAUAGACCGUUACUUCCCCCUAUUUAUUCGGAGCAAGCCUUCAGUGGACGCUGCGCAUCAUUUCAUAUCUAUGAUGGGCGUGGUGGCGCUGAGGGUGGGCGGAGGGGUCCUAUCUCCGUCCAUAGAGCGGUUGGCGCAGACAAUGGGGGAGAGCGGCGAGCUUUCAAGCCCAAUGGUGAUAUUUGUGAUUUCAGAGUUAUGCGAGAAGCUAUCUGUUACGGGCUCUACGCCCAACAGUGCACUGGUUCUCCUCAAGGCCCUAUAUCACAUUUACAGCGGUCUGGAUCUAUCUAGCAUUGAUCAUGCAAUAGGGCGUGGCGUGGAGCCCGUGGACUACUUUUGCGCCUGUAAUGCCCUGCUGCGUGCGAUUGCAGGCCUGACGUCUCCGCGCUGCAUGGCAUACCGGGGCAGCGAGGGAGGGGGGAGUGGCACGGGGGAAGGGGGCGAGUACCCCUACCAGGCGGAGAUUUUGAAUGUAACAUUCACAGCAUCUCCAAUGUGUUCGGACAGUGCGAGUUCAGUGUUAAGCGAUGGACAGACAAUUUCUCACUCUUAUUCCUAUUCAUACUCCGAAUCAGGACUCUCGGAGGCGUCGUCAGUGGAUGGAGAAACGGUUCGGCUCCCACACGAGGCGUCGAGUGAGGGGUCAAGCGGGAGCGCCCUAUCGUCCAAUAGCGAGGGUUCAGACUCCGAGAUGGAGCAGGUCCCCCGCAUUCGGCUGGCGGGCGAGCUGGACGGUGACGGCUAUCAUGAGGGCUCUGAGGUUGAGUCCCAGGGAGAGGAGUCCGAGGCCGUGGCUCCGUCCGAGGGCGGGUGGGACGCGGGUCUGCUGGGUCCGGCGAGGCUCAUGCACCCGAGCGAGGCGGCGGUGUGUGAGUUUCUGGCUUCCGGCGGGUUCGACUCCUGCGGCCAGACCGAGCAAAACAGGCUGCGCAUACAGACCGACACGCACGAGCUCAUAGUGAACUGGGACGGCAGCCCGGACUUUCUGAUUCCUCCAUCCAAUCCUGGGCUGCUGCAGCUCCGCCAGGCGUCCCCAGGGCCCGCCCUCGAGCGUCCCCGUCGGGACGUUAGUCCGACCCUGCCGGCGGGGGCGGCGGCAGAAGCCCCCGCGGAGGACCUUGGCCUGGCCGCCAUCGCCCGGUGCCUGGGCCUGGAGCUCGACCGCUUCCUCGAGUGCGCGGGGAUGUCCCCUCACGUGCUGGCCGAGUUACCCAGCCACAUCCGCCACGAGGUGAUCCUACAGCAGCUCGGCACGCUCAACCUCAGCGGGGUGGAUAGGGCGCAGAGUCUCCCCGCGUUGCCGGACGAGAUGCGCGCCGCGCUGACCGGGGGCGUUGGUGCCGCGUACCUGGACGCGCUCCCACUGGCCUACCGCAUUCAGAUAACCCGCCAGCUGUUUAGCGGCGGCUCUGGAGACGGAGUCUCUAUUUCAUCUAUAGAGAACAUAACAUUGGGCGUGAUACUAAACGGCAACGACUCGGAGGAGGGGAGCGGGCGCUGCCGGGGGACGGCCCUAUCCUUCUCCGAGGAGAGGGAUAACUCUGCCGUUGAGAUAUUUACGAAUUUGAUGGGUCGCGGCGAGGCCAUGGAGAAGAUUCGUCUGGAGAUGGAGUCUGCCAUAUCUGCGCCGGGGGAGGCUCCUCCGGCGGGGCUUUCCUUCCCACGGGAUGCCGAAUUUGUUUUUUUGGACCAUCCCCCGCACUUUGUGCAGACUAUCCAGUUUGUGUGUGCGUGUUUGCGACUUAGGCGCCAGGUCAACAAGAAAGUGGUGCACAAAAUCUUUUACAACCUGACUGUCAAUAGCCGCGAGACCAGGUCCUGCCUGCUUGGGCGGCUGCUGCAGCUUAUCCAUUCGGAGAUACGGGCUGAGGGGGCGAAUACCGGACAGGGGGGCGCGGUGUUUGCCUUCCGCCUACUGCAGCACCUAAGGAGCCUGCAGAUCGCCAUUCCCGCGGUUACUCUUUACCUGCUGGGAUCCGAUGAAUUGGCGGCCUCCGCCGAGGACGAUCCCGCCAGCGGCAAGCGCAGGCGGGAAGGGGAGGGGGUAAAGGAAAGAGAAGGGGGAAGGGUAAAUGAAUACUCCACGCCGCUCGAGGGCCUCUGCACGUGUAUAGCUUCACCCCUCUUCCACUCCAGCCUGCCGCACUCGGCGCAGAUCAUCUCACUCCUGCACUUUUGCCUUUUUGGAGAGUCUAGGCUCAGGGGCGGCAAGGUGCUAGAGGUGGGCCUUAUUGACCCUCCCCAGGCUAUCGACCGGGGGGAGGUAACCUCCACGCCCUCGGCCGGGUUAAAAAUAUUCAGAAUAUUUGCUGACCGCAAGUGGAGCUCCCUGUGGACAAUUACCCACUACGGUCCCAAUCAGCAAACCUACAAGUCCAUCGAAUCCCUCAGAAACGCCUCGCAGCAGCGCGCUCAAGUUGCAGCUAUCUGCUCCCUUGCCCUGCACGAUCGGGUCUCUGCCGAAGAUGCGGGCCAAAUGAUCAAAGCCGCGGCCUCCUCGGAUCUCUCCAACUUUGCCGAUGCUAACGUCAUUCACCGUCUCUUCCUGCUAUUUAUGGACGUCAGCUUGGUGGAUUCCACCGCGGGAAGGGUCCUGGAACCGUUCUUCUAUUGCCUUACCCAGCCCCUGUCUGCCUCAUUUGCCACGGCUGCCCUGCAGGCGGAGGACUCCCCGCAGGCACCGGGGUCCGUGGCCACCCUGCUAGCAAUCGCUUACUUUGGCAUUUCCUUCAGGCUGGUUGCCAGCGAAUACGGAUGUUCUGGAUUUCGCCAACUCGAUGACGUACUUUCUUCCACUGCACUCCACCUUUCGGAGAAGAGGCUUGAGGAUAGGGCUGAGGCGUCAAAAUCUGAGUAUAACCUCAAUUACUGGGUCCCGGGCUGCCAUGCCAGCGUGGUUGAAUUUUGCGAGGCCCAUAGGGGCGUUCUAAACGAGCUUAUUAGGGGCACCCCCUCCCUGUUGCACGGGGGGCUUGAGGCACUGGUUCGCUUGGCGCCCUUUACGCUGAGCUUUGAGAACAAGCGCCUCUACUUCCGUCAGAAACUAAAGGACGCUCGCGGAUCUGCAGGAAGUGACAACGGAAGUUUGCCUUUUACACUUUUUCCCGGCGCUGCCACGCCCAACGAUAAUUCCACUGAGGAGGGUGGUGAAUUUGCAGGGGAAAGUGGUGAAUUUGCAGGGGAAAGUGGUGAAUUUGCAGGGGAAAGUGGCGAAUUUGCCGGUGGGGACUUGCAUGACAUGUUCGGCCUUACCUUGUCCUCUAGACACGAACCUAUCCGCCUAAAUGUACGCAGGGAGCACGUUUUUAUGGACUCGUACCAUCAACUAAGAAACCGUACUGCUGAGGAGAUGAAGGGAAAACUAUCUGUGACUUUCAUAGGAGAAGAGGGAGUGGACGCUGGAGGGCUGACUAGGGAGUGGUUCUCCAUACUAGCCCGAGAAAUGUUUAACCCUAACUACGCCCUCUUCACGAGGGAGGGGAUUAAGUCUGAGUUCAACCAUCCCAACCCCUUGAGCGGGAUUAACCCCGAUCACCUUAACUUCUUUAGAUUUAUUGGCCGUGUUAUUGGGAAAGCUAUAUACGACUCCCACCACCUGGACGCGUAUUUUUGUCGCUCCUUUUACAAGCAUAUGCUCAGGCGGAAAAUAGUUAUGGCAGAUGCAGAAUCGGUGGACCCGGAGUUCUAUGGAAACCUAAAAAAGAUAACGUGCCAUCGGCUGGAGGAUUUGGGAUUAGAACUUUACUUUUCUGCGGAGAUAGAUGAGUUCGGAAAGGUCAAGGUGGUGGACUUAAUACCGAAUGGGAGGAACAUACUUGUAACGGAAGAAUCUAAAAUGGAGUAUGUCCGCCUCAUGUGCCAGCACAAGGUCUCUAGCGGCAUACAGGAGCAGUUGGAAGCAUUUCUAGAGGGGUUUUAUCAGCUCAUACCCCCUAAACUUAUCGGAAUUUUCGAUGACAAGGAGCUAGAGCUCUUAAUAUCUGGCGUACCCACCAUUGAUCUGGAGGACAUGAUUGCUAACGUUGAUUAUGUAAACUACUCUGAGACCAGCCCGCAAAUUAUUUGGCUUUGGGGCGUUCUUGCGGAUCUUGGUCAGGACAUGCUGGCUUCAUUCUUGCAGUUUGUUACGGGAACCAGCAGGGUUCCAAUAGGAGGGUUCCGUUUUCUCAUGGGCAUGCGUGGUCCGCAGCGGAUGUCAAUUCACCGAGUCCUGGAGGCGGACCGUCUGCCCACUGCCCACACGUGCUUUAAUCAGCUGGACCUGCCAUGCUACCCAGACAUUGACACGCUUAAGCUCAAACUACUCAUGGCUCUCACGCAAGGAAAGGAGGGAUUCAGCUUCGUCUAG